UUGCCUACUCGCAGUGAGGCGACUGACUUAUCGUUUCUUUUCUCCCGACUGCAAUCGUUGCGACCCUCAGUGAGAGGUUCAGAUUUUCCUCCAACAUGUGGAGAGAACUAAACCGUGUUCUUCUCCAGAUUGCCAUAUUUUGGACAUGUGCUUCAGCCAACAAGUGUCUUUCCGGGUGGCUCGAGCACGGCACCAGCUGCUACAAGAAGGAGGUGGAGACGCCCAACGGUUGGCUGGGGGCCCGGCACCACUGCGUCUGGCAGGGCGGCGACCUGCUCUCCAUCACCUCCUCGGCCGAGGAGGACUUUGUGAAGGGCACCAUGGGCAAGGACACUCGCUUCUGGCUGGGACUCUCCAACCAGAAAUGCGACGACGUCUGGUGUCGCUUUGUAGCCGGAAGCCAGGAGCUGAUCUGGUCUGAUGGCGAGACAACGACAUACACCAACUGGGCCUCAGACCAAUUUAAAAGCGCCGACGUCGCGUCCUGCGCCUACGUCAACCAAGGAGCUUAUCUUUUGCCUGGGAAGUGGAGGUCUGGCUCCUGCGCUUCCUCGUUGGCCUACAUGUGCAAACGGCCGCAGAGCUGCCCGGAGGGACGGACGUGUGCCUCCAAUACUGGUUCUGCUGUAAUGAAGACUUCCGACUGCGACGAUGGCAACUUCCUUUAUGGCGAUGAUUGCUAUCUUUUUGACGCGACGAUUAGAACUUGGGAGGAUGGCGAGAAGUUUUGUCUCGCCCGGCGAGGCCACCUGGCGAGCAUACACUCUGAGGAAGAUGCCCGAUUCAUUAUUGAUCACAUAACUUACUGGCAAACAUGGGUGGGAGAAAAGAAGAAGGGCAACAACUACGAGUGGACUGACGGAACAGCUUCUUUUGACUACGGAAAAACGAAGUACUACUCCAGUGGUGACUGUUCAUUGUUGGAAGCCGACAAAUACCUGUACAGACACAGUGGAUGCCACCAGACACGCCGAGCGGUCUGCAAAACAGCCAAGCGCGGAGGGCCUCCACAGCUGCCACCAUUAGUCGGCCAGCCGGACUGGACUCAGAAAUGCGGCUGGUGGCUGGACGACUCCGAGAGCGACUUCUGCUACCUGAUGAUCCGCCAGCCCACUAAGACCUGGCAGAAGGCGCAAGACGACUGCCAACGCCUCCAAGGGAACCUGCUCAGCAUCACCAACGACCAUGAGCAGAGCUUCGUAAGCGGUUACUUCAAAGCUCUGAUGAAAGCAUCCUCUCUGUGGUUGGGCGCCAAUGUCCCCAUCAGUGGCAAAGGCAGCACGUGGGCUGACGGAGCCUCGUUCACUUACGUCCGCUCGACUUCAGGUACCCCCGAUGGAAAUUGUCUUAACUUCCUCACUGGCAACGGCAACUGGGAGUACGAAUCGUGCAACAAGGAGAGAGGUUACGUCUGCAAGAAAAGAGGAAAUGUCAAGCCUACACCGGCUCCUGACUCCAGCAAGUGUGCUCCCGGGUGGGUCGACCACGGCACCAACUGCUACAAGAAGGAGGUGGUGACGCCCAACGGUUGGCUGGGGGCCUGGCACCACUGCGUCCGGAUGGGCGGCAACCUGCUCUCCAUCACCUCCUCGGCCGAGGAGGACUUUGUGAAGGACACCAUGGGCAAGGACACCCCCUUCUGGCUGGGACUCUCCAACCAGAAAUGCGACAAGUUCUGGUGUCGCUUUGAAAGCGGGAGCCAGAAGCUGACCUGGUCCGAUGGCGAGAACACGACACACACCAACUGGGCCUCAAAUCAACUCGAAAGCGCCGACGUUGCGUCCUGCGCCUACGUCAACCAAGGGGGAGGGGGUGAGCCCGGCAAGUGGCGGUCUGGCUCCUGUCUUUCCUCGUUGGCCUACAUGUGCAAACGGCCGCUGAACUGCCCGAAGUGUUCGCUCAAAAGUGGUCCUGCUGUAGUGACGACCUCCGACUGCCACGACAACACCUUCCGCUAUGGCGAUUAUUGUUAUCGUUUCGAGAAGACGCUUAAAACCUUUGACGAUGCUGAGAAGUUCUGUCUUUCCCGGGGAGGCCACCUGGCUAGCGUCCACUCCAAGAAAGAGGCCCAAUUUGUGUAUGAGCACUCGCGGACCUCACAAUCUCCUUUCGUGGGACUCAAGAAGACAACGGGCGACGACUACGAGUGGAGUGACGGAACAAGUUUUAACUACGACGAUUGGCAAGAUGACACCACGGGGGACUGCGCGUUCCCAAAUUCUGUUGGGAAGUUGAGUGCCAGCCCCUGCAACACGCAGCGGCCAUUUGUCUGCAAAAGAGCCAAGCACGGAGGGCCUCAACAGCUGCCACCAUCAAUCGGCCAACUACGCUGGACUGAGAAAUGCGGCUGGUGGCUGGACAACCCCUCGGACGACUUCUGCUACCGGUUCAACUUUCAGCCCGCCAAGACUUGGCAGGAGGCGCAAGCCGACUGCAAAGGCCGCCAAGGGAACCUGCUCAGCAUCGCCAACUCGGAGGAGCAGGGCUUCGUACGCGGUAUCGCCAAGCUUCUGGCGAUGAAUGAUGACGCCUCCCUGUGGUUGGGCGCCGACGCCUCCAUCAAGCGUGACGGCGACAAGUGGACUGACGGAUCCUCCUUCUCUUACCUCCAGCCAAGUGCAGGUGUCACUGAAGGGGGGAAAUGUCUUUUCUUGCUCACUGGCAGCGGCGACUGGAAGCGCGACAAGUGCGGCAAGAAGAGAGGCUACGUCUGCAAGAAAAGAGGAAAGACACAUCAGCUGCCGCCACAUGACGGCUACAAGGAGGAGCUUGUCUGCCAAGACAAUUGGAACUCCCUCGAAUGUCCCGAUGAAAGAGUCAUCCGCAUACGGUCGGCUUUCCAUGGACGGAGGCGUGGCGACGUCUGUCCGAGUGGCGGCGGAUCACGCGAUGAAUGCAGGGUGGAAGGGGCUCUCCGUCGCUUCAGAGAAUUGUGUGACAACUAUCAGAUUUGCCCCAUUUACCCCAUUUACUUUACGGAUACGGACUCCUGCCCUGGUGUCUCCAAAUACCUCCGCGUCGUCUACAGCUGUGAGAAGAAAGUGUGUCUUGAUAGUCUGGGCAUCGCUGACGGGAGAAUCCCAGACUCCUCUUUUUCAGCCUCUUCCUCUGCGAUCAAUGCCGAACCUCACAAAGCACGUCUGGGGGGCAGCGGUUGCUGGAGAUCCUCCGAAAUGUUCGGCAGCUGGAUCCAGGUGAACCUCGGCGAGAACUUCAAGGUGACAGGCAUUAAGACCGAGAGGUGUACAUACCAAUUGCAAAGUUCCAGCGUAUUUGCGAUGCAGUUCAGUAUUGACGGAAGGACUUGGGAUGACCACCCAAAGCAGCCUUCUUUGGGGACGUAUAUUCUAACCAGGCCCGUGUUCGCCCAGUACAUCCGCCUCCUGCCAAUGUUUUUGGGCCUACGCUUUGACGUCUUAGGGUGCACGUCUGACGACACCCCUAGCAACAUCUUAUGCAGCAGCACAGCCACCGACCUCAGCCUCGACGGUUCAAUGACGGUGCGGUGCCCACUGGGCUGUGCCCAAGCCGGCUACAAGGUCUACGGAACACGGCUCUACAAACAGGACUCAAACAUCUGCGCGGCCGCUAUUCACUUCGGCGUCAUUGAGAACGAGAUUGGAGGAGAUGUGACUUUGCUGAAGAGACUGCCACAGAAAGCCUACAACAGCGCCACCUGUAACGGAAUCGUCUCGAAAGUAUAUGUUGAGAAAUUGGCUCCGUCUCGGUCUUACACUUUUGCUGACAUGGAGCCGAGAUGCUUGGGACCUGACUGGGAGGAGUUUGCGGACUUCUGCUACAAACGUUUUAAUGAUACAAAGACGUGGUACGGCGCUCGACACUCCUGCUGGGGUCUCGAUGCCAAUCUGGUGUCCAUUCGCUCCGAGGCUGAGCGGGAUUGGCUGCACGACCUCGUGAAGCUUGCCCCCGGAGACGCGUGGACCGGACUGAACGACCUGGUCAAUCGCGGCAGAUUCGUGUGGUCGGACCGCCGGAAGGUGACCUUCACCAACUGGGCUCCGGGAAAACCUGCCGGCCUGAUGGAGAAUUGCGUGGCCACCGUGAGCCAGUCUGGCAAAUGGAAGGGGAUGUCCUGCAUGGAAUUAAACGGCUACGUGUGCAAGAUGCCCACAGCGCGUUAUCCGCUGGAUUUGGAAAGUGCCAAUGGAAGUUGCGGGUAAUCCUAUGAAUGCAAUUGACCUUGCAUGAUCAUUCUGCUUGGUUUACCAUGCAUCUUGAUUGACUGAUUGAUUUACCAUGCAUUAUUGUGAUUGAUUAACCAUGCAUUAGUCGUCUUGUUAGUUAUCAUGCAUUCUUCUUCUUGACUUAACAUGUGAUAUUGUGAUUUACCAUGCAUUAUUAUUAUUUUGUUCAAUUUACCAUGCAUUAUUAUGAUUGAUUAACCAUGCAUUAGUCGUCUUGUUAGAUUGACCACGUGUUAUUAUUCUGUUUAAGUUACCAUGCAUUCUUCUUCUUGACUUAACAUGUGAUUGUGAUUUACCAUGCAUUAUUAUUAUUUUGUUCAAUUUACCAUGCAUUAUUAUGAUUGAUUAACCAUGCAUUAGUCGUCUUGUUAGAUUGACCACGUGUUAUUAUUCUGUUUAAGUUACCAUCCAUCUUCUUCUUCUUGACUUAACAUGUGAUAUUAUGAUUUACCAUGCAAUAUUAUUAUUUUGUUCAAUUUACCAUGCAUUAUUAUGAUUGAUUAACCAUGCAUUAGUCGUCUUGUUAGAUUGACCACGUGUUAUUAUUCUGUUUAAGUUACCAUGCUUUCUUCUUCUUGACUUAACAUGUGAUUGUGAUUUACCAUGCAUUAUUAUUAUUUUGUUCAAUUUACCAUGCAUUAUUAUGAUUGAUUAACCAUGCAUUAGUCGUCUUGUUAGAUUGACCACGUGUUAUUAUUCUGUUUAAGUUACCAUGCAUUCUUCUUCUUGACUUAACAUGUGAUUGUGAUUUACCAUGCAUUAUUAUUAUUUUGUUCAAUUUACCAUGCAUUAUUAUGAUUGAUUAACCAUGCAUUAGUCGUCUUGUUAGAUUGACCACGUGUUAUUAUUCUGUUUAAGUUACCAUCCAUCUUCUUCUUCUUGACUUAACAUGUGAUAUUAUGAUUUUCCAUGCAAUAUUAUUAUUUUGUUCAAUUUACCAUGUUAUUCUCUUAGAUUUACCAUGCAUUUUCAUAAUUGAUAUUUCAUUUACUUAUUGUUAAAUUUACCAUGCAUUAUUAUUCCAUCUGUUGUUUGACCAUGUUUAAUUGACCCCAAAAAAACAAUAAAAUAAG
Syngnathus typhle (broad-nosed pipefish) is the source of this 5278-nucleotide messenger RNA. RefSeq names its product macrophage mannose receptor 1-like. The record is from RefSeq and is a predicted model, not a curated record. NCBI's taxonomy places the organism in Eukaryota, Metazoa, Chordata, Actinopteri, Syngnathiformes, Syngnathidae. Gene Ontology annotation, molecular function: carbohydrate binding; signaling receptor activity. The coding region runs from base 96 to 4181 and encodes 1361 amino acids. The transcript has 37 exons.